This is a messenger RNA of Linum trigynum, 1751 nucleotides long. The record is from the annotation of a GenBank genome assembly. NCBI's taxonomy places the organism in Eukaryota, Viridiplantae, Streptophyta, Magnoliopsida, Malpighiales, Linaceae.
UUUAGUGUGCGGCGUUCUUGAACAACACUCCCUUCCAAAAAAUCCUAUCUGAUUCACAUCCCCUGCUCUCUUCCGCUCUUCCUGCUAGCCAUUCCCUUCAAUCCCUCGACCAAUAAAUUUCACUUCAAUCCCUUUUCUCUGCCGAAUUCAUUUCUUCCCUAAUUGGGUUCCUUUCUGGUCGCCUUCCAUUUUCGGUCCAGUUUCUAGUUUCUUAACAGUCAUUCAUUGCUGUCGAUGAACAGGGAAUCUCUGCCCAUUCAUUAUCGCUGAAGAAGCAUUAAUUUGUCGCCAUUCUCUCACUUUCCACUUUGUUCCCCUUUUUCUCCGCUUACAAAAAUUCCCAGUGGAGAAGAAGAUAAGAAGAAUUGGAAUCUGGGGAGAAAAGGGGAGGAAAGAAAAAGAUGAGCUGCUCUGUUUAUCUGGGUUGUUGGGUACACACGUCUUCCGUCUUCUUCGCCAGAUCCAGAUCCAAAUCCAAAUCCCUGACUCCGCCCCUCAAAACCCUCUCCUUCCCCAUCAAUUCCUCGAUUCCACCGCGACAGCGCCGGCGCAUCGCCACCGUAUCCGCCGUCCUCACCAGGGAAGAUAAGGAAUCAUCGUCCCUAGAUGAAGAAGAAUCCAAUACGAAACCCACCUUCGAUUUCAAGUCCUACAUGGUGCAGAAGGCGAUUUCGGUGAACCAGGCGCUCGACGCCUCCGUCCCGCUGAAAGAGCCGGCGAAGAUCCACGAAUCGAUGCGGUACUCCCUCCUCGCCGGCGGGAAGCGGGUAAGGCCGGUACUCUGCCUCGCCGCCUGCGAAUUGGUCGGGGGAAACGAAUCUAUGGCCAUGCCCGCCGCCUGCGCCGUGGAGAUGAUCCACACCAUGUCCCUAAUCCACGACGAUCUGCCGUGUAUGGACAACGACGACCUCCGCCGCGGGAAACCCACCAACCACAUCGUGUACGGAGAGAGCAUCGCCGUUCUCGCGGGGGACGCCCUUCUCGCCUUCGCCUUCGAGCACAUCGCCGUCGCCACGCCGACGAACGUGCACCCAUCUCGAAUUGUGAGGGCGAUUGGGGAAUUGGCGAAGGUAAUUGGUGGGGAAGGUCUGGUUGCCGGCCAGGUGGUGGACAUCAGCUCCGAAGGAAAUUCCGAGGUGGGUUUGAAAGAGCUGGAGUUCAUCCACGUACACAAGACGGCCAAGCUGCUCGAGGGCUCGGUGGUUCUGGGUGCGAUCCUCGGCGGCGGGAGCGACGAUGAAGUGGAGAGGCUGCGGCGGUACGCGAGGGACAUCGGGCUGCUGUUUCAGGUUGUGGAUGACAUACUCGACGUGACCAAAUCGUCUCAGGAAUUGGGGAAGACGGCUGGGAAGGACCUGGUGGCGGAUAAGGUGACUUAUCCGAAGCUGAUGGGGAUUGAGAAAUCCAGGGAGUUCGCGGAGAAGUUGAAUGAGGAAGCCAAAGAGCAGCUCGUUGGCUUCGAUCCGGUAAAGGCUGCGCCUUUGAUUGCUCUGGCUAAUUACAUUGCUUAUAGGCAGAACUGAGAAUCCAGAUUAGGGUCUCUGUAAUGUGGGAUUUUGUUGUAGUAGAAUUACCAAUUGGGUCGAUUUAGUAAGAGCAGAAAGGGGUGAUUGGGGGAGAUCUGUGCCACUGUGUAAUAUUAUGGAAAUAUGGGUUAUUGUAAGCAUGGAGAUUAUUAACUUAGCUCAUGGUUUGUAGCAGAGUUUAGAACAGGUGGAAAUGAUAGCCAUGAAUUAAUGGUGAGAUUAUUA